UUAGGCAACGUUUUCACUCGCAACUUAUCGUAUAGACAAUGUUUCUUAGUUUAUUCGGGAGAAGAUAUAGACUAGAGUUAUCAUUGAAAUGAAACUUUCUUGUACAUGAAAAAAUCUGUUCAUACGUGAUGUGUUGAAAGUAAAAUCUGGUAUAAAAGAACUGCGAUUAGCAGAUAAACGUUAGUGUUCAUGCCGAUUAACACGCUUCUCGUUUUUCUGGAUUGUGUAGUGACACACCCCCUUGUGAACUGUGGUCAGUUAGGCCUAAAGCUGGUGAGGUGAGAGCGGUGGGAACUUACUAUAGGAUUACGUAGGUUCAACCUUCCAGUUUCAGUUCAUUUGCCUUCAAUUCACAUUGCAACAUUAAUUUUACGCAGUGGAAUAAAUUUCUAUAGUAAAAUAGUCUUAUCAUCCUUGUCCAUAUUUAGAACAAAGUGCGGCAAAUAAAAUGGCUGAAGAUGAUGUACUCUUUGAUGAAGUCUACGAUCAGUAUGAAGUUAUUGGAAAGGGGACCUUUAGUGUUGUCCGCAGAUGUCUCCAUAGGAUCACUGGUCAGCAGUUUGCUGUCAAAAUUAUCGACGUGGCUAAGCUGACUUCUUAUCCUGGACUUAGCCCUGAAGACUUGAAGAGAGAAGUAACCAUCUGCCACAUGUUGAAGCACCCACACAUAGUAGAACUUUUGGAGACGUACAGCAGUGAGGGAAUGCUGUACAUGGUUUUUGAAUACAUGGAAGGGACAGAUCUUUGCACAGAAAUUGUUAAACGAGCAACAGCAGGAUUUGUAUACAGUGAAGCAGUUACCAGCCACUACAUGAGACAAAUCCUUGAUGCAGUCCGAUACUGCCACCACAAUGACAUCAUCCACAGGGAUAUCAGUCCACAUUGUAUCCUUCUUGCCAGUAAGGAGAACUCAGCCCCUGUGAAGAUAGAAGGGUUUAGAGCUGCCAUCCAACUGAAAGGAGAUCACACUGAUGAAGAGCAAAAUGUGAAUGAGUAUCAACUGGGGUUGUCCCCUAAGGGCUGCUUAUACAUGAGGUGUGAUGAACAUGGAAGAAUUGGGUCUCCUCAUUUUAUGGCACCAGAAGUCAUCAAAAGACGGCCAUAUGGAAAGCCAGCAGAUGUAUGGAGCUGUGGUGUGCUUCUGUACGUGUUACUUUCUGGAACACUCCCAUUUUUGGGGACCAAGGAACGCUUGUAUGAUUCCAUUUGCCAAGGACGUCUCAAUUUAGCAGGACGACCAUGGGACCAUGUUACUGAUUAUGCUAAAGACUUGGUUCAGAAAAUGUUAACUGUUGACUCUAAAGAACGAAUAACAGUUGAUGAUGCCUUAGAUCACUUAUGGCUCAAAGAACGAGAUCAUUGUGCUCAAAAACUCCAUCUUCAGGAAACAGUUGAAGAACUGAGGAAGUUUAAUGCUAGAAGAAAACUUAAGGGAGCAGUUUUAGCAGCUGUGGCAAGCCCAAAAUGGACCAAUUUUUAUAUCGAACCACCACUUGAUGGCCUUUCUGAAUUUGGAAUUGAUGAUGAAGUUACAUCAGCUGGAGCUGUUUCAGCUGUGUUGGACAGUUUGGAUGACAUUCACUGCCUUACAGACUGUAGUGAACGAGAAAGAGAUUUUCUGCUUUCUGUUUUGGAAGACUCCCAGCUUCAUGCUCUUCUUGAUUUGUAUGAUCGAAUAAAUACCAGGUCUUACAGUCCAGUCAGGUGUCCACCAUCAGAUGCUCUGAACAGAGCGAAGGAGGUGUUAGAAUGUCUGAAUCAAUAUUCAAACAAAAAGACACCUGAAGUUGAAGAACUACAGUCCAUAUUAUGUAAUAAUCAUUUUAGGGCUCUACUUCAAGCACAUGACGUUGUAGCACAUGAAGUAUACAGUGAAGAUGCCAUCCGAGUGACACCACCCCCCAUCAUGCCGUAUCUGAAUGGCAGUCAAGAGAUGGAACCCCUGAGAGAACCACCAGUGGAGAAUAUCACUCGAGUUAGACUUGUACAGUUUCAGAAGAAUACGGAUGAGCCUAUGGGCAUCACUUUAAAAUUAGAUGAAACUGGAAAAUGUAUUGUAGCUCGAAUUAUGCAUGGAGGGAUGAUUCAUAGACAAGCAACUCUUCAUGUGGGUGAUGAAAUAAAAGAAAUCAAUGGAGUGCCUGUUGCAAACCAAUCUGUUGAAGCACUUCAAACUAUGAUGAGAGAAGCUCGGGGUAGUGUAACGUUCAAAAUUGUUCCAAGCUAUCGUAGUGCCCCUCCUCCCUGUGAGUAUUUCCGGAUAAACCCACCUCCUGUUUUAAUCUACAUGCGGGCUCAGUUUGAUUAUAAUCCUUUAAAGGAUGACCUUAUACCUUGUGCCCAAGCUGGGAUUUCAUUUAGAAUGGGAGAUAUUCUUCAAAUUAUCAGUAAAGAUGACCAUAACUGGUGGCAAGCCAAAAAAGAAGGUUCAGAUAGCACAGCAGGGUUGAUUCCUUCUCCAGAACUUCAGGAGUGGAGAACAGCCUAUGUGGCCAUGGAGAGGACCAAAAAUGACCAAGUAAAUUGCUCAAUAUUUGGAAGGAAAAAGAAACACUACAAAGACAAAUAUCUAGCCAAACAUAAUGCCAUUUUUGAUCAACUAGAUUUAGUUACUUAUGAAGAAGUUGUGAAACUUCCAGCCUUCAAAAGAAAAACCCUUGUACUUUUAGGUGCUCAUGGUGUGGGAAGGAGACAUAUUAAGAACACAUUGAUAGCAAAUCAUCCAGACAAAUAUGCAUAUCCUAUUCCACAUACAACGAGAGCUCCAAGGAAAAUGGAAGAAAAUGGAAAGAACUAUUUCUUUGUUUCCCAUGAUGAAAUGAUGACAGACAUUGCAGCUAAUGAAUACCUAGAAUAUGGGACCCAUGAAGAUGCAAUGUAUGGCACAAAACUAGAAACAAUACGUAGGAUUCAUCAAGAGGAAAAGAUAGCUAUUCUUGAUGUAGAACCACAGGCCUUAAAGAUACUAAGAACAGCAGAAUACACUCCUUAUGUGAUCUUUAUUGCUGCACCAUCUUUAUCAACAAUUAAUGAUACUGAUGGAAGCCUUGAACGACUGACCAAGGAGAGUGAACUUCUUCGACAAGCUUAUGGGCAUUUGUUUGACUUGACAGUAGUGAACAACAACAUUGAUGAAACAAUACAGAUUUUGGAGAAAGCUAUGGAGAAGAUAAGUGUGACUCCUCAGUGGGUACCUGUAAGCUGGGUAUAUUGAUUGCCUCAUGAACUUGCUCAGGACUUUUUAUGUGCUCCAACAUUUAUUCUACUCUGAAGAAGGUGAAGGAGUGUUUGGUAUCUUUUUACUGACAUCAAAAACCACACUGAUUUUCUUUUCAUUCCAUAAUCAAAACGUUCCAGGAACAUUAUCUACAUAUACAAAUUGGCUGUUUGUACAAAUACCCCAUGGUGCUGCCUAAACUAGGUUUAUGUGUAUGGUCUAACCUGCAGUGUUAAAGUUUCAUGUAAAAAAUCUGAUAUAAGCCUCUUCUAGCAACAUCAAUUAAAUAUAGGUAUGAAGUUAGAAGUAGAAAAAGUGCACAAACACUUUAGCUCAUGAGAUAUCAAACAGGGGUCUUUUUAUGUUUGAAGUUGAUCCUUCUGUUUGUAAAAUGAGGCCUUUGGUGUGAAAUUUAGAGAGAUCAAAGAUAAGUUUGUUUAUUUGGAGUUGGUGCCAGCCAAAAAAAUAAUAUCCUGAGUGUUGGAAAGAAAAUAAACGAAGUCUUUAGAUGUGAAAUUUAUAGUGGUAGUGCAAAACAGAACUUGUAUCUUAAGAAAACACAGAAGUGUUUUUGCUUGAGGUUUGUAGAAUCCAGAAAUAGAAGUGCUCUAUCUGCAUGUAAAGAUAUGAUAUGAAAUUUGCACUAAUAAUGUUAAAAUGUUUCAGCCUUGAUGACACAGAGGUAUUUAUUUUUAAAGUUAGUAUCAACCAGUUUGUUAGAAGGGACCUUUAGUGUGAAGUUUAUAGUAGUAGUAUCAAACAAAGACAUUUUGGCUCAUUAACUAAGGACUAAUAGAGAUGUUAAUGUUGAAAGAUUAGGCGUGAUGUUUAUAAUGAUAAUAUAUAGACAGAAAAGACAAUUUGUUUCAUGAACUGAUUGGUUAAUGUUUGAAGUUGGUUUCAAAGUGAAAUAGGACCAAGAAGUUUCAGCAGUUGAUAUCCUCUUUCAUUUUGCUUCAUUUAGCUAGAAGUUGUUACUAUGAAGCUGACAACCAGCAAUACUUGAUACUUGUAGGUUAGAAAAGGUCUCUGUUGUUAAGUCCCUACCAGUCAUUCAUUUUUACUUCACCUGGAGUAAACAAUUUCCUGGGAACUUGUAUGACCUUAUCAUGGUUGAUCCAGUUCUAAUUUACAUACAUAAAGACAGACAGUACUGGAAAAUAAUGAAUAGCUCAACUGGACAUUAAAAAAUGAUUUCGAAUUAUUUGUGGGGUUAAUGUCAUUCAGCCUUCUUUGUGGCCAAUAUCUUUUAAAAUGGGAUAUGAAGUGAAUGUCAGCAAUGCUUAUAUAUAUACCAUCUUCAGCCAUUUGCUUAUAAGUGCUAAAGUUAGGAUUAAUCAGAGAGAGAUAUGUUAUAUGCUUUGUUGUUAUACUCUUUGAUGAUGUCAAGAUGUUUAACAGCUUCGUUUUGUGAUCUAAACUGAAAAAUGCAUGAACACUUAGAAUGUUUAAUAGUGAACAGUGAAAACCACAGUUAUUUUUUGGAUCAUUCAUAAAAUGCAAACUAAAUUUUUGUUCAGGACUAUUUACAUAUGAAGCACUUUUCACUAUUAAUAAAUGAAAUAUAAAAGCAAAAUAACCUUCAAAAUCUCCUAUUGGACUAUUUUUGUAAUCAAAUUCCACUAUUAUUAACACUGCGUAGAAAUGACCUUUACUGCUUCUACUGUAGCAUAAACCAAGAAAAUUUCAGUACUAAGGCAACAUAUAUUGUAUUCAUCAUACUAAAGUCUGUUCCUAAACAUGAUGGUCUUGGAUAUAGUUUAAAUGUUGAUAAGUAUCACUUUGAUGAAGAACAUCUACCUACCAAAUGCACUCAGGUUACUGAAUAUUUUUGAAUUGUGUAGUUGCUGCUUUUCUGAUAUGUGCUCUUCUAGUACCAUACAUGGUGUUAGACAGACGUGUCUACCUGAUGAUAAACACAAACCGGACAAGCUUCUGAUGAUGAUAAGUCAUGAUUUCAGACAAUUUGAUUUGUCUCUCUAUAUAUAUAUAUAUGAUGAUGCCAGACAUGCUAAUAUCUGUUUUAAACAAGAUGACCUAAAUCAGGAUUUCUUAUCUCAUGAUUAUAUUAGACGGAUUGAUCUACCUUUCCAUAAUCAUAAUAUUAUAAACAAGUUAGUCUAUUGGAUUAUAAACAGAAAGGCUCAUUUGUUUGGCUAGAAGUAGGCCAGUUUGUCUAAUGUUACUUUAUACGUUGCUAAACAUGUUGUCAAAUAAAACUGUUUUAUAUUUUGAUAAAAAAAUGUGUCAUAAGCUGACAUAUUUUUUGAUAAGCGUGCUGAUGUCUGGAAAGCCAGUGUAUCUGAUGACAGAAAUGGUGCUUCAAAUUUAGCAAAUAUAGAUUUUGUUUAUGCUGUUGAGCUAAAUUUCACUAAUUUGUAUUUGCACUGAAUUAUUCAGAUGCUAGUCUGUAGUUACUUUUAAGUUUUUCUUUUAAAACCCACUUAUAUUAGUUUUAGAGAACUAUUUGAUGUAUGUUGUCACUCUGUUUUCUACUCAUAACUGCCUAUAGAAACUCUGAUACUGAUAUUUGCACCAGCAUUUUUUUUAUAUAUAUUAUAAUGAGACAAGAGAAUAAAACAUUCCAUUUCAUAUUCACUUGAUUUAUUACCUCUCAAACAAUACCAGAUCAGGUUUUUAUAACACUAUUGAAGAUGUAAAAGAUAAAAUUAUUUUAUGCUAAUUUUUUGUUGAGUGAUAAUGUAUUUAGGAAUAAUAAAAUUUGAUUAAAUAUGUAUUGUGAAACUUUGUACAUACUUAGUUAUAUAUUUUGGUUUUAAGAAGUAACAUGAGACUUUAGAUAGUUGAUGGAAAAUUGACUUUAUUGUUUUAUGGGAGGACUUGAUAGCAUUUUGUGCUUCAAAUAACAAAGGUUUUGAAAGUAAUAUCAGUUUUUUUAUAAUGCAAAGAGUACACCAAAUCAAUGUGUAGCUAAUGCAGUUCUGUUGAUAUGGAGGUUACGUAUAACACAUCUGAAGUGUGAAUGUAAUGCAGUUAUAUACAAAAGAGUAGAAUGUUUAUGUGAUGUAGUUAUAAACAUACUACAGCAGUAGAAUGCAUAGAUAAUACAAAUAUACACACAAUUAUAUAUGUGUAAUGCAGUUAUACACAAACACAGCAGUGGAAUGUGUAGUUCAAAUUAUCAUAGUUAAUAAACUUUGCUUUUGAACAGGCAUAGUUUUUAUAUGUUGUGCUUAAUAAAGAUACUUGUUUCACUUCAAAGUUACAGAGAAUAUUAUAUUAGUUUUUUUUUGUGUGGAUAUUCUUGCAGAUCUAAACAAGGACUAUCUUCUGCACUAGCUAUUCCUAAUUUUUGAUCUGAUAGGUUGGGAGGGGGGAUAGCUAGUCAACAGCAUCCACCACUAAUUCUUGACUGAUUGAAUAAUGAGAUUUGGCUGCUACUCUUAUAGUGCACUUAUGGCCUCAGAGUGUGGAGCACUUUUUUUUCUUUCUCCGUAACAAAAAACCAUGAACCCUUAGAUCCACAGUCUUGAACAUUAACCACCUGGCCACAUUCGGCCCAUAACAUUGUAAAAUUCACCAUAGACUUUAAUAUUAUUACUUUGUUUCUUUUUUCAGUGAAUGGAAGUUAGCUACAAGGAAAAAAAAGAUCAAUAGUUAAUUCUGGAAAUUGGAAGUUUUCUAUUACUAUUUAUUUAGAAAAACAACUAUUUUCUUACUAAUUGACUGCGGCAUCCUUUUUUAGUCAAUUAAUAGACUGCAACCUACAGGUAAGGUUAUCUAAUACAGUGUAAAUUAUAUUAUCAGUUGAAUUAGCAAGCAAAUGCAAGUUAUAAUCCUGGUUUGAUGCUUAAGGUGUAUUUUUAGAUUAAUCAAUAAGCUAUCAGCUGGCUACUUGCAUAAUCUGUAGAUGAUUUAAUACAAGUUCAUAUGAUUAUUUGUAUAUUUUAUUAUGACCUUUGUUGGUAAAUUGUCAUUAUAGGCUUUUCUAAAGAUAUAUAGAUUUCUUAUAUCCAAUAUAUAUGUAUUAUUACUGCCCUUCUUUUUUUUUUUUUUUACUUGUUAACUAAAUUACUCUGUUCAAAUUGAAGCCUUUUAUUAGAUAAAAUAAUGCUGUGUUAUAAGUGGAUGUUAUUUCAGUAUAUGAUUUUUUUAGUGGAACAUUUUGUAGUAUAAGGUCAAGUUAUGAUUUAUGUAUGUUAUAGUGGUUAUACUUGUGAGACAUUGUUUCUCUGGAGUAAUCUUUUGAACUUCUGUUUUCUUCAGACUUGUGUGCCAGAUUGGGUGAUUUUCUUUUCCAUUAACCUGAUAUAUGUGUAUUUCAGGGAUUUUAUUACAAAUCUUAAGUAUUUUUGAUUCAUUGGUUAGUAUAGUUUAUAACAAUACUGUUCCAGGGCUUUAAUUGUUCUUUCAAGUAAACGUAGCUACUGUAUUAAAUUUUAAUUUGUCUUACAGAACUCUUUACACCAAUUACAGUUAUAAUAUUGUUUUUUUUUAAUUUUGUGGCUAUAUAAAUUUAUACAUUAUGUAUCAUGUUAUUAAUUAAGGCUUUUAAGAAAUUUAUUUUCUGCAUUCUUUGUUUUGUUGCACUAAUAUUCAGAAAAUGUGUGGUUUAAGAAAAAGUUUACUAUUUACAGAUUGUUACGUUACAUAGAAGGUGUAAUGUUAGCUUUUUCUGAACUUAAAUUUUUUAUUGCUAUGAAAUCAGUAUUUUGUCAGCUUUUGUUCAUUUUAACAGUUGUGUAGGCUUGAAAAUUUCUAUUGUUAAAGCAGUAUUUAAAUAGUAAUAAAAUUAUUAUUUUAAAAUACAUUUAAAAAUAUAGAAAAUUUCUUCUGGAUAUACUCUAAAUAGCAUAUUAAUACAAACCCUUAUUAUUGCUGUUAUGAGACAAAUUUAUUUUAUUAAAAUCAGAGUAAUUACUUAACAAGCUAAACAGCUGAUUUGUUAACAGAAAAUUAACUUGUUUACAUCAAGUGUGACUAUUCAUAUACCAGAGCAGGUGUUACCUCACAUCCUCUACAAAGCCUGUAUAAUAAAAUGUUCUUAAGUAGCAAUUAUAUUUUUUAAUUAAAAAGCAAGACAAAAACAAAGAUGUUAGAUAUUUUUAUUACAAAGAUAUUGUUCCCUGAUUUUGAAACUAUGUUGAGGGUACAGAGUAAUAAUUUAAGCUUAGAAAGGCACCACCCUUUCAAAACCCAGUUUUUUUUUCAUUGUGUAAAGGGUCCAACUAAAAUAAACAGAAAAAGUUUAGCUUAUAAUGUUUUUACACAUUUUGUUGCAGAACUUUUAUUUCAUAAAUAAAUUGUAAAUUUUUUAACUUUCCUGUAAUCUCCUUGCUAAACCAUUCUUAUUUCAUAGGGUUUGGUUGGUAAUCUUAUCAGAAUUUUUUAGCAAGGUAUUUUGUAUUGAAACAUUCACUUUAAAAGUAUAUUAUAUCUAACUUUAAAUAUCUGAAAAUACAUGCAUGGGCCUCACCAUUGUACAAAUUAAUGUAUGAGGAGUAAAAUCAGCUCAUCUUGCAACAGCUACCUUGAUUCAACCUUUAGAUUUGAACUUUUACUAGGAAAUAUGUUUCUAACCUUUAAGUCUACUAAAAGUUCCUGUAAAAAAUAAUUAAAUACAGACUGUUAUGCAAACAUUAAAAAUUGUUAUGAUGAGCUAAUGCA
Limulus polyphemus (Atlantic horseshoe crab) is the source of this 8845-nucleotide messenger RNA. RefSeq names its product peripheral plasma membrane protein CASK-like. The record is from RefSeq and is a predicted model, not a curated record. Gene Ontology annotation, cellular component: plasma membrane; cell-cell junction. Bases 449 to 3214 code for a protein of 921 amino acids. The transcript has 24 exons. NCBI's taxonomy places the organism in Eukaryota, Metazoa, Arthropoda, Merostomata, Xiphosura, Limulidae. Gene Ontology annotation, biological process: regulation of neurotransmitter secretion; protein phosphorylation. Gene Ontology annotation, molecular function: ATP binding; protein kinase activity; signaling receptor binding.